Sphaerodactylus townsendi is the source of this 609-nucleotide messenger RNA. RefSeq names its product ribosomal protein S23 (gene RPS23). Gene Ontology annotation, biological process: translation. Lineage: Eukaryota; Metazoa; Chordata; Lepidosauria; Squamata; Sphaerodactylidae. Gene Ontology annotation, cellular component: cytosolic small ribosomal subunit; ribosome. Bases 131 to 562 code for a protein of 143 amino acids. The transcript has 4 exons. Gene Ontology annotation, molecular function: structural constituent of ribosome. The record is from RefSeq and is a predicted model, not a curated record.
GCAUGAUGGGUAAUGCUUCUCUGACUAGGCAUUAGGUUAGACAGCCUUUCUCGAGGUCCUUGGAGCGGGGAGAGUGUGCCGCCGUGGAUUGUGGGCCUUUCUCUUCUCCUCGGGAUCGGCGUUGGGCGGCAUGGGUAAGUGUCGUGGACUUCGUACUGCCAGGAAACUGCGCAGUCACCGCCGGGAUCAGAAGUGGCAUGACAAGCAGUAUAAAAAGGCCCACCUGGGCACUGCUCUGAAGGCCAACCCCUUUGGGGGAGCUUCCCAUGCCAAAGGAAUUGUCCUAGAAAAAGUUGGUGUAGAGGCUAAGCAGCCAAAUUCUGCCAUCAGGAAGUGUGUCAGAGUCCAGCUCAUCAAGAACGGCAAGAAAAUAACAGCCUUUGUUCCUAAUGAUGGUUGUUUGAACUUCAUUGAGGAGAACGACGAGGUUCUGGUCGCUGGCUUUGGUCGAAAGGGUCAUGCUGUUGGUGACAUUCCUGGAGUUCGUUUCAAGGUCGUCAAAGUAGCGAAUGUUUCUCUGCUAGCCUUGUACAAAGGCAAGAAGGAGAGACCAAGAUCAUAAAACUAUUUGAACCUUUAAGAUGGUCAAUAAAGUUUUCUCAUAAAUUC